Messenger RNA from Sphenostylis stenocarpa, 1386 nucleotides. NCBI's taxonomy places the organism in Eukaryota, Viridiplantae, Streptophyta, Magnoliopsida, Fabales, Fabaceae. The record is from the annotation of a GenBank genome assembly.
AUGGCUGUUCAAAACUCUCUCCAAAUAACUAGAAGUGGUACCGGUGAUUAUGAUGAUGAUGGGCAUGCCAAGAGGACUGGAACUGUAUGGAGUGCUGUGGCUCAUAUAAUCACAGCGAUUAUUGGUGCUGGUGUUCUGUCUCUGGCAUGGAGUACUUCCCAAUUGGGAUGGAUUGCAGGACCAGUUUUCUUGCUUUUUUGUGCAAUGGUCACGUGUAUUUCUUCAUUCCUUCUUUCCGAUUGUUACAGAACUCUAGAUCCUGUAACUGGGAAAAGAAACUACACUUACAUGGAUGCUGUUAGAAUCUAUCUUGGAAAUAGAAGGAAAUGGUUGGCUGGUUUCCUUCAAUAUUUGAGCUUGUAUGGGGUUAGUACUGCUUAUGUAAUUACCACAGCAACCUGUCUGAGAGCGAUACUGAAAUCAAAUUGUUAUCACAAGGAAGGGCAUCAGGCUACUUGUAAAUAUGGGGAUACAGUAUACAUGAUGCUGUUUGGACUAGUUCAGAUCAUAAUGUCAUUCAUACCAGAUCUCCACAACAUGUCAUGGGUUUCAAUUGUUGCGGCCAUAAUGUCCUUUACAUAUUCAACUAUUGGACUUGGACUUGGCAUCACAACAGUAAUAGAAAAUGGAAGAAUUAUGGGGAGUUUAACAGGAGUACCGGCUGCAAAUAUUGCUGACAAGUUAUGGUUAGUCUUCCAAGCAAUUGGUGAUAUUGCCUUUGCCUAUCCAUACACAGUCAUCCUCCUUGAGAUACAGGACACUCUAGAGUCUCCUCCACCAGAAAACAAGACCAUGAAAAAGGCCUCCAUAAUUGCUAUCCUCCUUACAACAUUCUUCUACCUCUGUUGUGGAUGCUUUGGAUAUGCAGCUUUUGGAAAUCAGACACCAGGGAACCUCUUGACAGGGUUUGGGUUUUAUGAGCCUUACUGGCUCAUUGACUUUGCCAACGCUUGCAUUGUUCUUCACUUGGUAGGAGGAUAUCAGAUUUUCUGUCAGCCGAUAUAUGGUGCCGUUGACAGAUGGUGUUCAAAAAAAUACCCCAACAAUGGCUUUGUGAAUAAUUUCUACCAAUUGAAACUGCCUUGGUUGCCAGCUUUUCAGCUAAACUUGUUCAGGAUAUGCUUUAGAACAGCCUAUGUGAUUUCCACAACUGGACUUGCGAUCCUAUUUCCUUACUUUAAUCAAGUUCUAGGAGUGCUAGGAGCCUUGGGCUUUUGGCCAUUGGCUAUAUAUUUCCCGGUAGAGAUGUACUUUGUGCAGAGGAAAAUUGAAGCUUGGUCUAGAAAAUGGAUUGUCUUUAGAACUUUCAGCUUUAUUUGCUUUCUUGUGUCACUACUGGGUCUCGUUGGAUCCCUUGAAGGAAUCAUAAGCGCGAAACUAAGCUAA